UAGUACUUGGGUUUGAGGAAGUGCAGAAACUGAAAUGUGAUGAUAAUUUAUUUAAGUAGAAAGCAAUGCUGUUGAUUUGCACAUAAACUUCCUUCGGUUUGUUGUUCAGAAUAUUUCUGUCAAGAUGUCAUCCGGCAGCAGUCUUGUUGUUCCAAUGGUGCUGUGGGGGCGUCAUGCUCCCACACACUGCAUAUCUGCUAUAUUGAUGACCGCAGACAUGAAGAACAUUGUGACUGGGUGCAAUGAUGGACAGAUCUGUAUCUGGGACAUUACUGAUAACUGGCAGUUAUUUCCCCGAAGCAUGCUGUUCGGUCACACCACGGCAAUCACCUGUCUGGCACCAGGAAGUGAGGAGCCAGAUGAACAGUAUGUCGUGAGUGCCUCGGAAAAUGGAGAAAUGUGUUUGUGGGAUAUCAGUGAUGGGCGCUGCAUAGAAAACACCAAGAUGACCAUGGUUCAUACCGAUAUCAUAGCUUACAAGUUCCAGCUAUCUAAAGAACUCCGACUAGUGUGCAGUGGUUACUACCCCGAGAUCCAUGUGAUCGAUCCAUCCAGCUUUGAGAUUCUCUUCAGUCUGUGUUCCAAAGUAGUUCCAGAUUGGAUCAGUGCUUGUUGUGUUCUGAGGCCGGUUAAGAGAGAUGGUACCUCGGAUGAUGUAGUGUUAGCAGUUUCUAAUUCUGGCACUGUCAAAGUUUGGACGUUAUCAUCAGAACCCAAGGCUAAAAUUGUCUUUGAAGAUGAGUCGAAACAGAUUCGGUGUUUGAAUGCUCAAACAUUGACAUGCUGUUCGUAUAACCAGAGAACUGUUCUCAUAGUGUGUUCCAAGUACUGGCAGGUUUAUAAUUUUGAACCCCAUACGAGGUCUUCUGGAGGCAAGGAUAACCGGAUUUAUGAUGCGGGAGAUUUCUCAUUGCUGUGUUCCGAGUCGAAUCGUUGUGGAGAGCGCUGGGCUGGUGGCGACUUCAUCAGUGUGGAUCGCGUCAUCGUCUGGAGCAGUGACGGAAAAGGCUACCUCUACAAACUCCCCACCAAUCUCCUCAAGGGAAAGGCAGUACAGAGGACCCGGUCUAGAUCAUCUUCUUCUAGCUCCACUGCUAAUGCUGAAAGUGCAGAUUAUCAUCAGCAUCAUCAACCGACUUCACCACAUGCAUACUACAUUCUAAACCUGUAUUCUGAACAGUCACUGGUAUGUUCCCCUGCGAUGGUGUACCAAUACACCAAAGAGGAGAAGCCACAGAAACUGUUACUGCGAGGGGACUCGGAGGGCCGUGUGGUUAUAUGGAAGCUGCCAGACGUGUCGGAGAGACAGAUGACUCUGGUCAGACAAGAGAGCUUUGACAGAUUGCCAGCUUUGCCCCCUCAGUGUAAGACAACUCUACAGGAUGUCUGGGACUGCAUGUACAGACACCCACCUGGUGUUCUCGAUGGAGUGUGUGAUGAGUCUGAGCGGUCACUGCACAUCACAUCGACAAUUUACAUCCCGAGUCAGGGCAAGCUGGUGUGUGGCCGAGAGAAUGGCACUAUCGUGAUAAUUCCAGCCAUUCACUGCAUUAUGUUGCAGCUGCUUACCUCGAAAACACUAUCUGCCAAAAACAUUCCCGUUAAGAUCCUGCAGGGACAUGAUGGGCGUGUGACAUGUUUGCUGUACCCAUUCAACGAGAGCACUCGAUACGAACCCCAGCACUUGUUGUCCGGUGGUGCCGACUUCUCCGUCAUUUUGUGGGACAUCAACUCAGGAUGCAAGGUGCAUACCUUUACCGUGCAUGGAGGGGAGCUCACGCACAUGUUGGUACCACCAGGAAACUGUAAUACGAGAAUUCUGUACUCGGUAUGCUCGGUUGCCAGUGAUCACUCUGUAACUCUCCUCAGUCUGAAGGAGAGAAAGUGCAUCAUGCUGGCUGGACGUCACCUGUUUCCUGUCCAGACAAUCCGCUGGCGACCGCUCGAUGAUUUCAUGCUCGUCAGUUGUAGUGACGGGACCGUCUAUGUCUGGCAGAUGGAAACAGGACACCUGGACCGUGUGGUGCACGGGAUCACUGCGGAGGAGAUUCUAAACAACUGCGACGAGAACGCCACCCCCAUGGAGAGCCUCACGAACCCGAACAUCACGCUGGCACAGGCCUUCAAACGGCGGAACCUGGCCACCUUCAAGAACCUCGCCCAGCAGAAGCUACAGCAGCACCAGCAGCAGCAGCAGGCUCAGGGGCGGAAGAGUGACCUCAUCAAGCCCACGGGAUUCCCGCUGCACAUCCAGGGCGUUCGUACAAACAUCAGAGAUCCCGACGCUCACGUUCUCUUCUUUGAUACAGAAGCCAUGAUUGUUCAACUUCUGACUGAGGAGUAUGCACUGAUGUCACCUGGAGAGCUGGAAGCCCGAGGACUGCUGGGAACUCAAGAUGAACAGAUGAAGAUGAACGAACCUGACACAGACCCACAACAAAAACUUAUUGGUCUUAUAAACAAGGCUAAAGAAAGAGCAGAAAAUGUUGGCCAGAAAAUCCAGUCUAAAGUAGAAAUGGCUGGCAUCAACAUACCCACCCAGCCAUCGACCAAGACCUCUCCGAGUAAAGUUGUGAGCAACCAGCCGCGUAGCAGCAGUGCCAUGAGUCGUCCCGAGAGUAUUCCCAUCACCGACUCACUCACCUUGGAGAGUGCCCAGCUGUUCAUGUCGUGUCUACACGCCUGGGGCCUCGACCCCGACCUCGACAAACUGUGCACCAACAAGCUCGGUCUGCUCAAACCGCAGUGUCCCAUUUCAUUUGGUCUUCUCUCUCGACAGGGUCACAUGUCACUCAUGCUGCCCGGAUGGCACAAACGCGUCUGUCAGGUGGAGCUCUCUGCUCUCAAAGGGGAUAACCCUGUAGCAGCAAAAACGCUUUCCGAACAGGCUCGUAUGCACGGAGAAAGUUUAAAGGAUCGGCGUCCAAGCAGUGAACCGAUGAAGCCGACGCUUCUCGCUCAGAGAUCGGGGAGCGUUCCGUUUGAUGUGGAACACCUGAUGUUUGUGUCUGAGGAUGCAAGUGUUCCCAUGUCCGGUCCUCCAUUCGCCGACCCUCCUGUUCCGACCAUUUCUAAAAUCGGUGAAAACCUUCUGCUGCAGGAGACUCGGAUAUUCUCUGCUAAAGCCCGGUGGCAAAUCUCCAGUGGCGUAACGACCCAGCACUUAUUGAGUGUGAUUUCCGUGGCCAACACGCUGAUGAGCAUGAGUCAUUCGAGCUUCUUGAGGCAGAGACAGUCCAAAAGAAAAAAGGACCUUGUGUACAGUGGCCACCACGGUUUGGUAGUGUUUGAUGGUCCUGACAGUGGUGACGGCGGUGUUGAUGACGAUGACGCAAUGGGGAUGCAGCAGGCUCAGAUCAAACAGGGCUGGAGUCUGCUGGCCGCAUUACACUGUGUCCUACUACCCGAGCUGGUCGGCGCCACUCAUUACCAUUCGCCGCAACUCGAGAUGCUGGCUCGCAGGUGGCAGGAUCGAUGUCUAGAAAUCCGAGAGGCUGCCCAGGCUCUUCUCCUGGCCGAACUGCGUCGUAUUGGUCCAGAGGGCAGAAAGGGGAUUGUUGAUGAAUGGGCGCCAUCUCUUCCAACGUACGUUGAUCCACAACACAGUCUGCUGAGUGACACACCGGGACAGAAAGAGGAUGAAGAGGAAGAUGAAGAAGAUGAUGAACAGAUGCUGGCAGGUGAUUCCCCAGCUCACAAAGUAUCGGUGUCGUUUGAAAGUCGGAGAAGACAGGCGACUGCAAUCGUGAUGCUGGGAGUGAUUGGAGCAGAGUUUGGUCAUGAGAUCGAACCCAGUCGAAGAAAACCUGAGGAAGUGAAAAAAGGCAAAAAGAAUGUACAGGAGGGAUUCAGCUUGGCCAACUAUAACUUGGCAAGACAUACAAGUAAAGCAUUGACGUUCCUCCUGCUAACUCCCCCGAGCUCCAGACUUCCGUCGCACACCCCAAUCCGCCGUGCGGCGAUCGACCUGCUGGGCCGUGGCUUCACGGUGUGGGAGCCUCACCUCGAUGUGUCCUCUGUGCUGCUCGGACUCCUGGAACUGGCCGUCGAUGCCGAGAGACUGCUUCCCAGCAUGACGUACGGCCUGCCUCUAACCCCUGCUGCCGACGCGUGCCGUACCGCCCACCACUCCCUGUCGCUGAUAGCCACGGCGCGACCUCCGACUUUCAUUAUCACCAUGGCGAAGGAGGUGGCCCGCUACAACGCCCAGCUGCAGAACACACAGUCCCAGCACUCGCAGUUACAGAACUCGGUUCUCAUCCGGGCGCGAUACGAAAUCUUACAUGUAAUUGAGCUGCUCGUCGAAAAGAUGCCAAACGAUGUGGCUGACCUUCUGUUAGAGGUGAUGGAUGUCACGAUGCAUUGUCUGGAGAUGUCACAGCUGAAGAUGAAAGGUCUUCAAGAACUCUUUCCAGCCAUAUGCAGGUUUAGCAUGGUAUCGUUCUGUGCUCAGACAAAGCGAAUCUGGGUGGGCUCCAAGAAUGGUGGCUUGGCUCUGUACGAGAUGAAACAACACGCAAAAACUCAGACGAUAUCUGCACAUAAAGGGCCGGUGAUAGCCGUGUCUGUGAACCAGGAUGGGAAGUUUCUAGCCACGUUCUCACACGUUGACAAGAAACUCAAGUUCUGGCAGACAGCAGCAUCAACCCUGUUUGGAAUCGGUUCUCAACAGACCAAGUGUAUCCGCCAGUACACGACGCCCCCGUGUCACACGACCCCGGUCACCAACAUUCUCAAGCUGGUCCGGCUCGUGUGGAUUGAUAACCGCACCGUGGUGCUUCUCACUGUCGACGGAACAGAAACCAAGUACUCCGUCUGAGGGAGGUUUCCGCAUUCCGUGUUAAAAACCAAAUAAUCUGUCAGAGGCAGAUUUCCGCAUUCAGUGUUAGAGCUGUUGUUCGACAAAUCGUUAAACACUGAAUUUGGCGAUAACAUUUCAUUUUUAAUGAGCCAAAAAGCUAAUUUGAAAGCCAUAGGCACUGUGAUUCUUGUCAUGGUGACAGUGUUGGAGCUGUCGUUUGAAAAAUCGUUAAAUGUUGAAUUCACCAAAAACAUUAAUUAGAAAACCACAUGCCCUUUGUAGAUAUACUGGCACUGUGGUUCUUCUUACGGUGAAUGGAAUGUGUUAGAGCUGUCAUUUGACAAAUCGUCAAAAGCGAAAUUAAAACUGAAAUUAGCAAAUCCAUUUUAUUUUUAGGUCACCACAAAAGCUAGUUCGAAAGCUACACGACCUUUGUAGAUAUACCACCAUUGUGGCCAAUUGAAACUUAAAUUUGGCUCCAGAUUUUCUAACCCAGUUCAUCAAAAUUGCUAAUUUUUAGAAGUCCAUUUGAAGCCUGUACAUGAUUGUAGUACAGGCCACUGGAAAUUGCAUAUUUAUGUAAACCAUUUAUGGGCUAUGCCAGAGAAAUUUUUUAAAAUAAUCCUAUUCAUUUUUUAUUAACUCAUUAAAACUAUGUGAAUGAUGUCCAGAAUUUAAUACGCGAACAAAAGAAGGAUUACACAAAACAAAUAUUGCAUGAGCAACAGAUAUACAAAAUAAUUGUUUGUGCAAUUUCAGAGGUCUGUUGUAAUAAUAUCACAAUCUUGCACCUAGUUAUAGUUAGUGGUGUUAGUGGUCGGUAGGGAGUGCACAUUACCUGGUGGAAAUACAAAACAAAUUUGUAUAUAGGUGAUGUUUAUUGCAGAUAAACAUCUCAUUUGAUCUCACUAAUGGAAGGAUCAGAUUUUGUUGUGUGAUAAGAUGAAAACAAAAAAGAUGAUGCCAAGACGCUAAAGCUAUUGUACGUCAAAAUGACUGAAGUACGCUCUGUUGGUAAAAAGAUGUAGUGUAGGGAUAUUGCUACUAGAGGUGUACAAGUCGGGCAAAUAUGUUACAGAAUUAGUGAUAUGAUUUUGUAGUAUUAGCAUCGGCUUAUCCAAAGUUACUGAAGAAUUCUCAUCUGAAAUCUAGCCAUAACAACAGCUGUGUGAAGACAAAAAGUACUAAUGGAGGAAUUGUAGAGAACACAAAUCUUAUAACCAUCCUCAGAUUGUGAAAUGCCCUUUAUUAAUUAAUAUAUUACAUGCAUGUAUAUAUAUUCAAUUAGUUAAUUAAUGCAAGAGGGAAAAUGUUCCUCUUCGCCAUGAAUGAAUAUGUACAUGAAGAAAGGAAGGAUAGCAACUUGAGAAACUUCAGGAAGCAUGUGUACAUAUAAUAGCAACGGCUCAAAGGUGAUAUUGUAUUAUAAUACUGUUGAUAUUAUUACUGGAUAUUAAGAAAUGUUAAUAAAUGUGUUUGCUGGCAUACAUGUUGUAGGGUAAAGUAAGGACAAUGAACUGCAAGUAUUUAAGAACAGAAACCUGAGGGAACAGAUCGAGUCACUAGAUUUAGUAAUUAGAUAUAUAGUCGGCUAGUAUAUUAUUAUUUAGUCGUAGUCCUAUGAAGAGUAGGUAUGUUGUUUAGUGAUAUGGGAGCACUGCUAUAUAAUGUCAGAGUUCUGAAUAGUAAUUUGCUGGCCAGUGUUGUAUUUUAUUUUUAUUAUUUUCUGGCAUAAAGCCUGGCUUUGUCUACUAAAUAGCGAAUUAUGUUACCUGUACAUACAGGAACACUUGUCCUUAUGGAUGUAACAUAAACCAGAUUCAGAACAUAAUGGAUCUUUCAGUGAAUAAGUACAUUUGGUAGUUGUCCUGUUUUCAAAGAAGGAGAUAUUGAGACAAUUGUAUGUUUGUCUAACCAUUGGCUGUUUGGUGUGUGUACAUUUUAGUCGUCUGACUUUAACCAACUUAUUAUUGUUGUAAUGCUCAGUAGGUCGUCCACAUGUUUUAAAAGUUAAAAUCAUUCAUAUGUGGAUUCACACUUAGCAAUGCAUUUAAUCUUUGCUGAUACAGCUUUAUGCAAAGAGAAUAUGCUUGGAAUUGCACUUAGUUUCACUUGGUCAAAGGUCAAAGCCUUAGGGAAUGCAAUGACCUGGGGUUGUGGGUUUUUUGAACUCAUGCAAAGGGGUAAAUAGCUAAACAGUUCAGAUGCUGAUACAUAAAAUAUUAAAAGAUAAAAACUAAAAAUUACCAUCAAACUUUUGAGGUGUAACAUGUUUUAAUAUUGUUAAUAUAAAAUAAAUACUGAGAAAAACACUUUGAAUGUGUGCGAAUUAAAAAGAGUUCAACCUUAAUAACUAGGUAAAAACAUUGAUACUUGUGUGAUGUUUCUAGUUGUAAAUAUUUUCACUUUUCAACAAUCAAUAUAUUCUUGAAAUAUGUGGGUGGGAUUAUGUAAUAUUUUGGUCUGCUGGAAUUGGGGCUUAAGUGAGAUAGGAUUUUCUUCUAUAAAUUACAUCUUCUAUAUUAAAACAAUACUUGCUAAUCACUGGUGUAGGAAGUGGGGGUGGGGGCAAGGGGUGCAUGUGCUUCCCCCUCCCCCACUUUUCUUGAUGCAGUAGCAGCAGUGAUUUAUUUAUAUAUAUAUAUAUAUAUAUAUAUAUAUAUAUGUGUGUGUGUGUGUGUGUAUGUGUAUAACCCCCGCCCCCCCCCCCCCCACACACACACACACACACAUUUUGGCAGUUUCCUAUGUCAUUGCUAGUUGUGAAAGAUUAACAUAAACAUAGCUGUAAAUCUAGAUAGUAUACUAACAAUGAGUAAACAUUUUUAGAAGGAUGCUGAACAAUUUAUAAAUUUAUACCAAUAGUAAAGUAAUCCAUAUACAUAUUGACACUGGUCAGAAUUUUUAAAAUUGGCCAACAACCAACCAAUUUCAACAGAGCUUUGUUUUAACUCUGGAAUAGGAUACCAACUACUUAUUACAUUACAGAAUAAUUAUUUUGUUUAGGAAGAUGCACAAGACAACCUAGUGACCUUUAAUUAAAAUGGUCACUUUGAAACAAGAGUGAACACCAUGCUUGAUGGGAGUAGGGGGUCACCUUUUAUUAAGACAAAUAUGUAAUUUAUUCUCUGUAAAAUAAAAUGCUAAAUGUUGCAGCAUAAAAUAAAUGAAGCAUUGCUUUUAUAGCUGUACCAUUCUCGUUCCAGCCAGUGCACCAUGACUGGUACAUCAACGGCUGUGGUAUGUGCUAUCCUGUCUAUGGGAUGGUGCAUAUAAAAGAUCCCUUGCUGCUAAUCAAAAAGAGUAACCCAUGAAGAAGCAACAGCGGGUUUCCUCCCUCAAUAUCUGUGUGGUCCUUAACCAUAUAACCGUAAAUAAAAUGUGUUGUUAAAUAAACAAUUUGCUUCUUAUAGCUGUACCAUACUCUUUAUGCAUACAGUUUGACAUGGUAAAGUUUAUUACUCCUGAGGUAAAUAAUAUUUUGAAUGCUAUAUGUUUUAUAGAUGACUUUUUGAUGGAUUUUUAUUCAUAGAAUUCAGGGGUUGGGGUAUGGUGGUGACAUACAUUUUUCACAUUUUAACUUGUCAUUUUGGUUAACCAUAUAACACAAUAAAAGUUACAUAUACAUGUGGGGGUGGGAGGUGGGAGAGAGAAAAACUGUAUCCACACCUUUUCAGUACUAAGAAUAUACCACUACACUGAAGCAGUCAUAAAUAAAUGUUACAGCCCUGUCAACAUAAUGAUAAACAGAAUGUAGCAACAACAACAAAAAAGUAAUAAGGAAUGGGUUUUAAUCAGGAAUAGCAUUCUGUUCAAAAACGUUUUGCAUGUUGAAAAGCUGAGUAGUAAGGUUGGGGAAAAUAGUGUUAGACUUUCCUAUUUUUCAUUUUUAAGGAAAUAAACACCAGUAAAACUGGAAUAAAACUAUCCAAAAAUAGGUAUGAAUGAGCAUUAGAAUAGCUAGUUGCCACAAAAUGUGUAGGUUUUGAGAUAGAAUGUUAAUGAAACAGAAUUGUUUGUUCUAAUUGUUUUGUGUGGGCAACUGAAGAAUUUCGAAACCAGUAUUUUAGUGUACAUACCAUGCCUAGUAUUGUGUACUGUAGACGGAUGUCAGUGAUUCAUAGUUUUUCACAUGUAUGCGGACAGCCCUUGUUGUGACCAUAGUGACUCAUCUAAGAUUAAUUGUUGUGAUAUGAUGCAUUAUAUCGAAGACUCAUUAAGUAUUUGACAGUGUAUUUAUCGGAGAAUAGUAUAUCAUUCAAUAUUUAAUGUUACAUCAUGUGCAUUGACAAUAAAGGCUGUGAUACAAAUUAAA
This is a messenger RNA of Gigantopelta aegis, 9116 nucleotides long. RefSeq names its product WD repeat-containing protein 7-like. Bases 125 to 4819 code for a protein of 1564 amino acids. The transcript is spliced from 30 exons. Gene Ontology annotation, cellular component: cytoplasm. The record is from RefSeq and is a predicted model, not a curated record. Lineage: Eukaryota; Metazoa; Mollusca; Gastropoda; Neomphalida; Peltospiridae. Gene Ontology annotation, molecular function: protein binding.